GUGAUCGUCCAGCAGCGGACCGGCGAUUUACUGGUCGUGGCCGCGGCGACGGCGUGGGCGGCGUACAUCGUGCUCACGGCGGCGAUCCCGCCGGACGCGGGCGCGCUCGAGGUGCAGGCCCGCAAGAACCUCGCCUGCGCCGGGUUCUACGCGCUGAGUGGAAAUUAAAUUUCGGGCGCCCCACGCCAUCGACGCGAUGUUGUCUACACAGGUUCUACGGCAUCUGCUGGGCCUCGUCCGCGUCCGUCGAGGCCUCGGGCGCCUGGACGCCGCGCGCUUUAUUGGUUGUAGCCUACUGCGCCCUGGUCCCAGGAGCGCUCGCGGACGUGCUGCAACAAGGAGCCCAGGCCGCGAUUCACGCGCCGGCGCGCCAAUCGCCCUCUCAUCGGCCGAUCUGGGCGGCGCUCCUCGCGGCGCCGGUGCUCGGCGAGGCCUCACGGCACGCGUCGGCGGCGGCGGCGCCCUGAUCUUCGCGGGC
Molecule: messenger RNA, 478 nt
Organism: Pelagomonas calceolata
Lineage: Eukaryota; Pelagophyceae; Pelagomonadales; Pelagomonadaceae
Source: the annotation of a GenBank genome assembly